AGUUCCGGGGAGGCCCCCCACUUUUGACUCAAGCAGAGACUGGGUGGCGUCUGCACCGGCCGUGCAAGUUGCUAUGGGCAACCAGCUAGCACGUCUGGCGAGACCCACUUGGCGGGAGAUGUUCCGGUUAUAGAACCGAAGCAUCUUAGGCCCCCGGUCCCUGCAGUGACUGUACGAUGGCUCCCUGCACACUUCUUCAGCGACACCAUCCACGUUGGACUAGGAUGUGGAGGCCUUCUGACUUUCCACUCUGUCUCUUUUAUUAGGGUGAAGGCCACACCCCUUUGCCAGACAUGCAUUGUCCUUAGAAAAACAUAAAUGGAAAAACAGCAGCUGGAGAUUUCUCCUUUAUAAAGCGUCUGCUUGGUAUGAAGGAUGAACGUGCCACGUAGGGACUUGAUAGGAAUGGGGAAAGUCCUGUCACCAUGAGUAUGGCGUCUCAUUGGUCAUCUUAGAUCUACCCCCGUGUCUUAUGGCUGACAAGAUGCAGGUACUACGGCACUCCGAGCACACACUGAAAACAGCUCUCCUCUCAAAGAACCCAGUGCUUGUGUCACAGUAUGAGAAGUUAGAUGCUGGGGAGCAACGGUUAAUGAAUGAAGCCUUCCAGCCACGCAGUAACCUGUUUGAGCCCAUUACUGUGCACUCCCAGUCAGACUGGAUCUCCUCCCACCCCGAGGCUCCCCAAGACUUUGAGCAGUUUUUCUCUGACCGCUACAGAAAGGCACCCUGUCCAAAGAAACAUAUAAUCUACAUUCAGUCCAUUGGCUCUCUAGGCAACACCAGAGUCAUCAGUGAAGAGUAUAUUAAAUGGCUCAAGGGCUACUGUGAAGCAUUUUUCUACGGUUUGAAGGUGAAGUUCUUAGAACCUGUUUCGGUCUCUGAAACCAAGUGUUCCUUUAGAGUGAAUGAGCACACACAAAACCUGCAAAUCCACACAGGACAUAUCCUGGCAUUCUUGAAGAAGAAUAAACCGGAAGAUGCCUUCUGCAUCGUGGGGAUCACAAUGAUCGAUCUCUACCCUCGGGACUCGUGGAACUUCGUCUUUGGACAGGCCUCCUUGUCAAGUGGUGUGGGCAUAUUCAGCUUUGCCAGGUAUGGCAAGGACUUCUACACCUCGAAAUACGAAGGCAAUGUGACGUCUCUGCAGCUAACGUCUCCCACUGACUACUCCAUUUUUGAUAACUAUUACAUCCCUGAAAUCACUAGUGUUUUGCUGUUGCGAUCCUGUAAGACUUUAACCCAUGAGAUCGGACACAUACUUGGACUGCGACACUGCCAGUGGCUUGCGUGUUUAAUGCAAGGCUCCAAUCACUUGGAGGAAUCUGACCGGCGUCCUCUGAAUGUUUGCCCUAUCUGCUUACGAAAGCUGCAGAGUGCCAUUGGCUUCAAUAUUGUGGAGAGAUACAGAGCACUGGUGAAGUGGAUUGACGACGAAUCUUGCAACGAAUCAGGAGCAACUCCGAAAAGUAGUUCUGAGCAUGCGCAUUUGCCGAAACCUGUGGAAGCCUUUAAGGAUUGGAGAGAGUGGCUAAUGAGAUGCAUUGCUCUCCUUGAGAAAUAAGGACUUUGAGACAGGAGUAACUGAAAUAAAUACUGGCACACUAGGUGUUCGUGGGUAGAGUUCUUCAUUGGGAUACACUGUCUGCGGAGGCCAGGUGACAGACUAGAGCUUGUCUGAGCCCUGGGGCAGGAACAAGGUUCACUAAGAACAACAAAACCCUCUCUGCCUUCCUUCCCGUAUCACAGCUGGUCUGUGGCAGUAACUCCAUCACCUCUGCCCUUCAGAUAGGAUUAGGUGAAGCUAGACGGCAAACAAAUAAAUACUUUGAAAAUCAUUCUGUGUGGCCCUAGGAAUGAAUCAGCACUUUUCCAGGUUGCAGAAGAGAUGCUGCCCCUUGUGAGGCCCAGCCGAGUCACCAGGGCUUUGGCCUUGCACAGGCUGCCAUCCUUCUGACCCGUGGGUGCCCUGCACUCUUUCCUGGCCAUUUCUGAGCCUGUCCCUGCAGGAAGCGAUGGCUUCUAUCAGUUCUCAGCAGUGAGAACAGCAGUGGUCCUUUCCCACAGCAGCUGGGGCGGGGGGGGGGGGGGGGGGGGGUUAGAGCGCCUUUCUCAGCUGUAACUGAUGGCUGCGUCUGAAGCCUUUACUCUAAUGGUGCUUAUGUCUGUGUGGGUUGCACCCAUUCUAUAGGGCUAGGUGGAAUUGACGUUUGUUCUUACGGUGUUUUGUCUACUUCAUUGUACUGUGACAUGCUUGAAUAAGGGAGGGAGGGAAUGGAUUACUUACCUGUCAGGAUGCCAAGAGCACCUGUGUGGUCUGUCAGCCUGGAUCUCAGUGAGCUGCGGUAAGCAGGUUGGCAACCUCAGGCUCAACCCAUCUGUGAGGUCAAUGCAUCUUGGAAAACAGAAAGUGACCUGGCAGCAUAUUCCUUAUUUGUAGUACUGUUUUGUGUUUAGUUUGUUGUUGUCCUUUGAGACAGGGUCUCUUUAAGUAGCCCUGGCUGGCCGUGAAUGCACAGAGAACCCCUUCCUCUGCCUCUCAAGAGCUGGGACUGAAGGUGUUUGCUACCACACCUGGUGGUACUGGACUCUGACUCAGGGCCUUGUGCAAGCUUAGCACUCUACAGUUGAGCAACAACUCUGGCCCCCAGCUCCCCACUUUCCUAUUUUAUCCUUAAGGUAAGACUUCCUCUCUCUUUCAUUUUUUUAUUUCAGUGCUGGGGCAGGGUGAGGAGAUGGGGGCGAGGCUGAAGGGCAACCUCAGGUAUCACUCCUCAGCAAUUAGGUCAGGCUGGCUGUCCAGUGAGCCUCAGGGAUCCACCUGCCUGCUUCCCUCACCCCCACCCCGUGGGUACUGGGUAUCCCACGGGGGCCUGUGCUUACAUGACAAGCCCCUUACAGGCUGAGCUAUUUCCAGCUCUCUUUUUCCAUUUGAAAUCUAAAUGAAGUCAUUGUUGUGAUUCACAUGGUGUAAUUAAAAGCAUGGUGACAACUGAA
Messenger RNA from Mus musculus (house mouse), 2997 nucleotides. It is a transcript of the gene Amz2, whose product is annotated as archaelysin family metallopeptidase 2. The transcript has 8 exons. The record is from RefSeq and is marked validated. NCBI's taxonomy places the organism in Eukaryota, Metazoa, Chordata, Mammalia, Rodentia, Muridae. Gene Ontology annotation, biological process: proteolysis. Bases 473 to 1564 code for a protein of 363 amino acids. Gene Ontology annotation, molecular function: metallopeptidase activity; peptidase activity. Gene Ontology annotation, cellular component: nucleoplasm.